UGCGGAGUGAUGUACUUCCAGUGCGAUAACGGCCGGUGUAUCUUUGACGUGCCCGGAGUCAUCUCCUGGCUGUGUGACGGUUUUGACGACUGCGGGGACGGAAGUGACGAGGCGAACUGCGGAAAUGUCGUCACCAGACCACCCUGUCAGCCCGGACUGUGGCAGUGCGAUAACGGAGGCUGUAUCCCGGAGGAGCGGCGCUGUGACGGGCUGUACGACUGUCAUGACUUCAGCGACGAGAACAACUGUCCAACAAAUUAGGAGGAAGAAUCACAGCGACCUCGCCGGACGAACCGACUUCACACCAGGCGAGGGAACG
Branchiostoma belcheri (Belcher's lancelet) is the source of this 319-nucleotide messenger RNA. Its product is annotated as very low-density lipoprotein receptor-like. Gene Ontology annotation, cellular component: plasma membrane. The transcript is spliced from 3 exons. Gene Ontology annotation, molecular function: protein binding. The coding region runs from base 10 to 261 and encodes 83 amino acids. The record is from RefSeq and is a predicted model, not a curated record. Lineage: Eukaryota; Metazoa; Chordata; Leptocardii; Amphioxiformes; Branchiostomatidae.